This is a messenger RNA of Purpureocillium lilacinum, 1779 nucleotides long. RefSeq lists its product as uncharacterized. NCBI's taxonomy places the organism in Eukaryota, Fungi, Ascomycota, Sordariomycetes, Hypocreales, Ophiocordycipitaceae. The record is from RefSeq and is a predicted model, not a curated record.
AUGGCGGACUCGACAAACAUCGUCGCAGGGCCUCACCGGCCCAAGGGAGAAACGGAUCCAAACACUCGCGUGGUCCCUGGCCAGCUGCUACCGACCAAGCCAAACCUCGACCAGAUCUUGGAAAAGUUUCUCUCCGUAUAUGACAGUGCCUCGAUCCUAAAAAACAACACUCUACCAUGGUACGCCAUCCAUCGCGACUACUACAAGCUUGACUCCUCGCGCGCCCCGGCUGGCCCUAUUCCUGGCAACGACUUUCACGCAACGGACCCACGAAUCACCGCUGAUGCUUCCGCGUGGGCCGCUAAGCUGCGCUUUGCUCCGUGCCACCGCAGCAUUCUUGCGGGCACUGAGGCUCUAUGCCCUCUAACUGUGUCGUUCAAGCAUAUUAACGACUGCCCAGAGUGGGACGACAGCAGCCGUGAGCUGGCAGAAGCCGCAGCGCUGAUUCGCCAUCUGUGGCCCAAGGAGGAGAUAGGCGAGCUUGUCGGCCGCCUCGUCGGUGAAGUGCUCACUGAUACCAAGACACCUGAAUAUUAUCUGCUUCACUGGCUAGCAUCUCAACCAAUCAACCGUGGAGUUGCCGUGUAUACAUUUACACGUGGGCUUGAGGAGAAAUUUCUUGCCGCCAGGAAGCAAGGGGCGUACCUUCAAGGUGGAGCACCCCGGCGCGAGACUGACAAAGAAGUUGCGCCACCAGCCCAACUUUCCGAGAUUCACUUGCAUGGAGAACCAUUCUCGACGGCACAGUACUGGUCUUUUGCUACGCUUGGUGGUGCUCUAAUGCCAUUUCCAACCAUUGCAACCGUUCUGAGUCUGCUAAGCAACCCUGGCAAAGACGAUGAGUCGGGCGAAAAUUUCGACGGGUUCGCCGACAGGGACAUUACAUGGGCCUUGGACUCGUUGCAAGGGUUCUGUCGGGGACUUACACCACAUCAGUACCAAUUCAAGAGGAAGUUCUCGUUCACCGUUGGGACCUCGUCCGACUACUGGAUGUAUCUCCACUUCAUAUCGCAUUUCUACCGGGUUACUGAAGAUGCCGAGGAUGAUAGUGAUCAGGUGGGGUUAUCAGGCAUGGAGGUUUCCCGUGGCCGUUUCACUGUUCCCAUCGAGCUCCGUGGCAGGAAAAGCAGCAUCACGUUCAGAGAGCAUCGGAAGUGGACCGGCAUGAGAGUUGCGACCAGCUACAAUGGCAACACCCCAAAUGCGUCGCCAUCAGCAGUUGCAGUCUACGUCUCAGACUGGGGCCACACGCAAAUCAACGUGACUGAGCAGACAUGGAAAGAACGAGGCCUGCAAUCUCCCCGGCAGGGCGCCGGGAUCGCGCUGUUUCAGAUGCUUUUGAUGAGCCACCUGGAUGCUUGGGAACGAGACUGGACUAUGACCGUAGAUCAUAUUGGCGACAUUUUCAAGGUUAAGCUGUCCUGCCAGACGGACAUCGAUCAGUUGGAUGAGCUAAUAAGCCAUAACUGCGCUCAAACCGCCGUCACAUGCUCCCGGCUAAUCUUGGUGUUCAUGGGCUUUAUCAACCAUAUCAACAUGACUGCUGAUUCCCUGAAAGACAUGCGCGAUGAGUGGGCACGGACAUAUCCCGGUACGGGAACGGAGCGCCUGGAGAGAUUCGACGUUGAGACCCAGGAGGUCUUGCUAGAGAAUUGGGAUCGUGUUCUGUCAGAUCUCGGUGCGAAGAAAGGUCGACUCGUGGCCGGCAUUCGACAGUCAAUCGAUGACCUGAAACUGAUCCGCGAGGGUCUAUCGCCGUCUUCGGGCCCGAAUGUCUGA